Psilocybe cubensis is the source of this 2049-nucleotide messenger RNA. RefSeq names its product MutS protein-like protein 4. Gene Ontology annotation, biological process: reciprocal meiotic recombination; mismatch repair. The record is from RefSeq and is a predicted model, not a curated record. Gene Ontology annotation, cellular component: nucleus. The transcript is spliced from 20 exons. Gene Ontology annotation, molecular function: ATP-dependent DNA damage sensor activity; ATP binding; mismatched DNA binding. The coding region runs from base 1 to 2049 and encodes 682 amino acids. Lineage: Eukaryota; Fungi; Basidiomycota; Agaricomycetes; Agaricales; Agrocybaceae.
AUGCAUGUACACAGUCCGUGUUUGAUUCUUAUCCCCGAUACCUUUUUAUCUGCUGCCGAUGCUGCUUUGGCUCCAUCCGGCAAGAGAUCGUCGUCGACCUCGCUCCUUGUGGAAUACAUCAGAGAGGAGUUCCCCGGUGUACAAAUCGAACCUGUCGGUCGGCGUUAUUGGAACGAUGCAGGCGGACUUGAGUUUGUGCUUCAGCUGUGCGUUGAAGACGAUGAACGUGCUGGAACUGUUCUAGCUGUCUCUAAUAAAUACUAUGCAUUGUCUGCUGCCUGUGCCCUGUUCAAGUACGCAGAAGGCAGGCUCAACACUCGGUUCGCUGCGGGUUCUCUUCGAAUCAAAUACGUUCCGGUCGAAGGUACAAUGAUGAUAGAUCCUGAUACAGCUCGGAAUCUCGAACUCGUUGGCAACAUGACACACAAAAAAUCGUCCCAUUCCUUGUUUGGUGUUCUCAAUUAUACGUAUACCCCAAUGGCAUCCAGAUUGUUGAGGGUCAAUAUUUUGACUCCUAUCACAGAGUUAAUUAAUGCUGAGGAUCGCUUCUCGUACGUCCGAGACGCCUUAAAGACGCUCAAUAAAAUGGACUUCGAUAAGUUAAUUGCAGCGCUUGUCUCUUCGGAAGUUCGCCCAUCGACCAGUGCAAAGCCAGCUUCCCAGCGCGUCACUCAGAUUCUCAAUUUACGGAACGUAGUCAAAAACCUUCCACUGCUUCAGAAGGCAAUAGAAGGCUGCCGUUCUCAACUCUUGCGCAUAGUUUGUGGUAUGCUUUCUGAUGAAAGGCUCGACAAAAUAGACAAGUUAAUAUCUUCGAAUCUUAACGAAGAGUGUGCACCGACAAAGGGUGGGUUAGCCGCGCUCAACGCCCGUGUUUAUGCAGUUCGGGCCAACUGCAACCGUUUGCUUGACGUUGCUCGAGAAACUUAUAAAGAAAAUAUUGGAGAUAUCUACCAAUUAAACCGAAGUCUCUCAGAAGAGUAUAAUCUGCCGUUGACACUUGUGUAUCAGGAAACAGGUUUUGUUUUCGUGCUAAAGAAAAAUGAUCUUGAAGGAGAGCUACCGAAAGGUUUUGUUAAUGUCACAAUGAAGAAGGCACGAUGGAUGUUUUCCAGUAUGGAGCUAAAAAAAAUGAACUCACGAAUGAAAGAUGCGCUGGACGAGGCCCUGAUGCUUAGUGACAAUUAUAAACCACCCAGAAUUAUACAAGAUCUGAUGGCAGAGAUUGUGGCUGAUAUUGGAGCUUUGUAUAAAGCAUCUGAAGCUGUUGCCCUUGUUGAUAUGCUGUGGUCGUUUGCUCAUGCCUCUAUCAGUAAGCUUCGCCCGGAGUUUACGGGCACCUUGGCAAUCAAGUCAGGCCGCCACCCUAUACUUGAGACUGUACAAAGUGCAGGGAGUCUUGUACCGAAUGACGUCUACUGCGACGACUCAUCUUCUUUUCAAAUUAUUCAAGGACCCAAGAUCCACGACUUUCUUUUGACCCGCCUGUCGAACGAGGAUGACCUUGAAAAAAAUUUGAGCACCUUUGCCAGUGAGAUGGCUUCUUCGGCCAUGAUUCUGGGUUUGGCUACCCCAAAGUCUUUGGUGCUAGUCGACGAGCUGGGACGGGGAACAUCACCUAGAGAGGGGGUUGGAAUAUCGCAUUCCAUUGCGGAAGGAUUGAUUGCCCUAAAACCAUUUGUCUUCUUCGCCACUCACUUCGGAGAGCUUACCAAGACGCUCUCAAGACAACCAACAGUUAUAAACCUUCAUCUUUCUGUGCAGCGCAGCCGUUCAUCAUCCACAAAUUUUGGGAUGACUUUUCAAUACAAGAUAAUGGAUGGGGCCUCGGAAGAUUUCAGCCACUAUGGGAUUGAACUUGCACGACUUGCUGAUCUCCCUCCAGACGUUCUCGUUGAAGCCAAAAGAGUUGCGGAGAAACUCUCCGCCUUGCAGACGCGGAAUGAAGAAUCCAGCGAAAGCCAUAAAAUCACAAUCCGCAGGAAGGCAUUAUUAAGGGUGCAGUAUUUCUUCUUCAUUUGGACCCCCAUCUAUGUUAUGCUGUUCUAA